AUGGCUGGCGAAAAGAUGGACAUAGAGACGGCUGAGCAGCAGCUCAAGUCGAUGGAGCACUCGGAGCAGCACUACUUCAACAGUUACAAUCACCAUGGCAUUCACGAGGAAAUGCUGAAAGACGAGGUUCGCACGAGGUCGUACAUGAAUGCCAUUGUUCAGAACAAGCACCUUUUCAAGGACAAGGUCGUCCUCGAUGUCGGCUGCGGAACCGCCAUCCUGUCAAUGUUCGCCGUUAAGGCCGGCGCGAAGCACGUCAUUGGCGUCGACAUGUCCACAAUCAUCUUCAAGGCCCGCGAGAUCGUCAAGGUCAACGGCAUGGCGGACAAGAUCACCCUGAUCCAGGGCAAGAUGGAGGAGAUCGACAUGCCCUUCCCCAAGGUCGACAUCAUCAUCUCUGAGUGGAUGGGCUAUUUCUUGCUCUACGAGAGCAUGCUCGACACUGUCCUCUACGCCAGAGACAGGUACCUGGCCAAGGACGGCCUCAUCUUCCCCGACAAGGCUAUCAUCUAUGUCGCCGGUAUUGAGGAUGGCGACUACAAGGACGAGAAGAUUGGCUUCUGGGACAACGUCUACGGCUUCAACUACAGCCCUCUCAAGGAGACGGCCCUCUCAGAGCCCCUCGUCGACACUGUCGAGAUGAAGGCGGUUGUGACGGACCCUACUAGCGUCCUCACUCUCGACCUCUACAAGUGCCAGCCCGACGACCUGGCCUUCAGUAUCCCCUUCGAGCUGUCCUGCCGCCGCGACGACUUCAUCCACGCCCUGGUCGCCUGGUUCGACAUCGAGUUCACGGCGUGCCACAAGCCCAUCCGCUUCUCCACGGGCCCCCACACCAAGUACACACACUGGAAGCAGACCGUCUUCUACCUCAAGGACGUCCUGACCGUCCAGCAGGGCGAGGAGGUCCAGUGCUCCCUGCACAACCGCCCCAACGAGAAGAACCGCCGCGACCUCGACAUCAAGGUCCAGUACCGGCUCGAGACGCAGGACCCGACACGCUCCGCCGAGGGCACGUGCUUGUACAAGAUGUGCUAG
Molecule: messenger RNA, 1038 nt
Organism: Thyridium curvatum
Lineage: Eukaryota; Fungi; Ascomycota; Sordariomycetes; Thyridiales; Thyridiaceae
Exons: 6
Coding region: 1-1038 (345 amino acids)
Biological process (GO): peptidyl-arginine methylation
Cellular component (GO): nucleus
Molecular function (GO): protein-arginine N-methyltransferase activity
Source: RefSeq, a predicted model, not a curated record